Agrilus planipennis (emerald ash borer) is the source of this 1120-nucleotide messenger RNA. RefSeq names its product poly [ADP-ribose] polymerase 11-like. The record is from RefSeq and is a predicted model, not a curated record. Lineage: Eukaryota; Metazoa; Arthropoda; Insecta; Coleoptera; Buprestidae. Gene Ontology annotation, molecular function: NAD+ poly-ADP-ribosyltransferase activity. The coding region runs from base 131 to 1108 and encodes 325 amino acids. The transcript has a single exon.
UAGAAAACAGUAUAAAAACAAUAGUUGAUCGUUUCUGUAGUAGAACUGUUAAUUAAAAAAUAAAGUGAUUUUCAACAUAAUAAUUGUUCCGAUUUAAAUAUAAAAAAGUGAAAAUAGUGUAAAAUUAAAAAUGGGUGGAUUAUUUAGUAGUCCUAGUCAUCAGUUCGAAGUUAGAGAUUAUUACAGACCACCAUCAGCAGCAACUAGAAAUUGCAAUAUUUCGCAAACAAACACAGAAAGUGCUUCACUAUGGUCACAUUCAUCAUCUUAUUUAAGGCCUUCAGUAAUUAAUAAUGUUGCAAACUCGAAUGAAUAUUUGUCAAAUACAAACACUCACCAAUCAAGUAAUUUGAAAUUAAGGCCACCACCCCGUUUGGAACCUAAACUAUCCACCCCUCGAUUAAAAGCUCCACUACUUUUGUCACCUAAGCUACCCACUCCUCAAGUGGUAAAACGAAACAACAGUUUGUUUGAAAGUCUAAUAAAAACUGAAGUGCAUAAUUUACACUGGAAACCAAUGGAUAUGAAUACAACAAAAUUAGUAGAUCUGGUACCACAUUCUACUGAAUAUGAAGAAGUAAGCUCUAAAUUCUACAUGUAUAUAAAGAAAAAAUCAAGAAAAAAUUUUUAUAUUACAAAAAUUGUAAAAAUUCAAAAUCCAUAUUUAUUAGCUGCCUUUCAAAUAAAAAAAGAAGAAAUUCGCACGAAAUUUGGUCAUGUUAAUACAAUGGAAUUGUUUCAUGGUACUAAAAGAGGAAACGUGUCAUCUAUACGCAAUGAAAACUUUAAUUGGCGACUUCAUGGUAAAAGCCUUGGCCAUAGAUUUGGAAAAGGUGUUUCAUUUUCACCAAUAUCAUUCUAUUCAACACAUUACUGUGAUAAAAGCAAUUCAGUUGAAAAAGUAAUGUUCUUGGCAUUUGUGCUUCUUGCAGCAUCUUGUACUGGCAAUGAAAAAACAUUCUUACCUCCUCCCACAUUUGACACCACUCAGAAACCAAAUGGGGAUGUUAUCGUUAAAUAUGAAGACAACGAAUUUUAUCCUGCGUAUGAGAUCUAUUUUAGAGAACUUAAUUAUGCUUCUAACUGUAUAGAUCUUUACGAUUACUAAUUAUAUAUUAUA